UACUUUUUUGUUGUGCUCUAUUCGUUUCGUGUGUGUUUGCAAUUGUAAUUGUGUCUGCAAUAAUAAUAAAUUUAAUUAAUUUGAAUUAAACAAAUAUUGUUUUCCACAAAAAAUUUAAAGAAACAAACUAUAAUUUAAAAGGUUGGUGCUAGUUAUUAAAAGAUAAAAACAUUUUUAAUUAAAGAAAAUAUUGUGUAAAAUUUCUCAUUUAUGUUCGCGGCGUUUGGCGUCGGUUUUUCCAACUGCAAUUGGUAUUAUUAUUGGGCUUCGAUCUUCCAGAGAAAACCUUCUUCAGAGAAAACCUACGUUAAUAAGUUCUCCUUUUGAAAAAUGUCAGCCAAGACUUCAACACAGCCGGGUCGUCGUACACCAUUGUCAUUGAGUGGGACCGUCACUAAACCCCAUCAAAAUAAAGGUGGCAGUAAUGCUGCUGGCAACAAUGCCAAUUGUCACACUUCAUCCAAUACCAAUAAGCAAGACAAUAAAUUGCAACAUACGAAGUCUGAGCAACAACAGCAGACAGUUAAUAAUGCAGAUACUAAAGAAAAUCCAAAUAAAAAACAACAACAGGCUGAUAAAAAACAACAGCAACUAAAUGAAAAUAAUAAAAAAUCGAAUGAAAAAAAUCAGAAUGGUGUAAACAGUAAUAAACAGCAGGCUAAUGAAAGCAAACAACAACAGAAUAAGGAUAAACAGCAAAAUGGCAAUGAAAACAAAUUAAAUGAAAAAGAGAAAAAAGAAAAGGCGGAAAAGCUGAAUAAACCAGAUAAAUUGGAAAAACAACAGGAUAAAGUGGAAAAAAUCGAAAAAGUAGACACUAAAAUAAAGGAGAAUAAAGUAGAAGAGGAUAAAAAACAGGAACAAGAAAAAUCUGACAAUAAAAGAGAAGAAAAACAGCCUAAGGAGGUGAAGGAAGACAAGGAGGAUAAAAAGGAAGCGGUUGCUGAAAUCAAUGAGAAAGUCGAACCACAACAAAUUAAAUAUGAUGAUAAAAAAUCAAAAGAUGAAAACCAAGUUAAAAAUGCCGAUCAAAAACCUAAGGAAAUUGUUGAAAAUAUGGAGGUUGUAGAUGAACAAACACCAUCACAGCAAAAAUCUCCACCGGUCACACCUAAAACCAACACUAAGGCCAACAAAACUUCGACUCCUGUCAAUAAAACUCCAACAAAAGCCACCGAAAAGACUCCACAGAAGUCGACGCCAUCUAAAAAUUCAGUGAAAACUACUCCCAUCACUAAACGGGAAGUAACCACAACUAUAGAUGAUAAUGAUGACAUUGAAAUGGAACCUUUGGCUAUAGAAAGUUCACCCGUAAAAUCAUUGGAAACACAAGAUGUGGCCCAUAUCAAUAUUGCUCCUUCGGCUACAUCAACUCCCGGCAAAGCGCUUUUGCCAAAGCGUAACACAGCUGCUCCAAAAUCCGAAGUGCAACUUGCUAUACAAUCUGGUAUUUCGCCUGAACGCCCUCGAGCAUUUUCACAAAUUUCGGGACGUAAGAGUAUACGCCCUAUUUCGGAUUAUACACCUUCUAAAUUUCAAUGCAAUCCACAAUUUCGUGAAUCUUAUAGACGUAUCAAUACCGAAUUGGAUGUCACAAAUACCAGUAUGAAUGUUACAGUCGGUUCUGAAGUGCCCAAUAAUUUGUCAUUCUCUUUCUUUGGCCGUGGACGCAAACGUGAUCGUACACCACCACAACAUUCUCAAUCAGCCAUUGGCGAAUUGCAAACUGAUAUGGAGAUUUCACCACCCAAGAGAGCACGCCUAGACAUGCAUGGCUUUUUCAGUGCUGUCUCUUCGCCUCUUUCACUGUUACGCAAUCGUUUCUCCAAGGCCACAUUACAAAGCAGUACUCCCGUUAAGUUACAAGAAAAACUUAACGCAGCAGAGGAUGAAAUCGAAGUUCAAAAUGUAUCUGGUGUAUCUGUUCAUGAAGAAAUUGGCAAGUCAGAUAAAGAAACUACAGAAACCAAUACAACAGUUAAUGAUGAUAAUAACGCAACUUUGGGUGAGGAAGCCAAGGAGACAAAACUCAAGACAGGUACUGAAACACCGACAUCUGCUCAAGGAGAUUCUGAAGGCAAAGAAUUUACAGAUGUUUCGUUGAAAACCUGCGGUAUGGAACAAUCAUGCGAACAGUCGGACAUCAAAAUCACAGAGACUCCUUUGCAGCCUGUUGUCGGAGAUCCGAUGGCCAAAAAUAAAAGAUGUAUUGUUAUGUAAACCAUUUUAAUUUGUAUAACACUUAGAGUUAAUUUUUAAUGUAUAAUCAUCAAAAUCUUACAUAU
Molecule: messenger RNA, 2285 nt
Organism: Lucilia sericata (common green bottle fly)
Lineage: Eukaryota; Metazoa; Arthropoda; Insecta; Diptera; Calliphoridae
Product: cylicin-1
Exons: 2
Coding region: 331-2220 (629 amino acids)
Source: RefSeq, a predicted model, not a curated record